This is a messenger RNA of Rana temporaria (common frog), 2733 nucleotides long. It is a transcript of the gene TCIRG1, whose product is annotated as T cell immune regulator 1, ATPase H+ transporting V0 subunit a3. Gene Ontology annotation, molecular function: proton-transporting ATPase activity, rotational mechanism; ATPase binding. The transcript is spliced from 20 exons. Lineage: Eukaryota; Metazoa; Chordata; Amphibia; Anura; Ranidae. Gene Ontology annotation, cellular component: vacuolar proton-transporting V-type ATPase, V0 domain; vacuolar proton-transporting V-type ATPase complex; plasma membrane. Gene Ontology annotation, biological process: proton transmembrane transport; vacuolar acidification. The coding region runs from base 114 to 2609 and encodes 831 amino acids. The record is from RefSeq and is a predicted model, not a curated record.
CUCCCUCCCCCAGGACUGUGAUCAGCAGGACACAACAUACAGGAAGUGAUCUCUGCUGCAAACUCCAAAGCUUGCUCUGCUGCUCUCUGAUCCAGGUUUUAUUAGAUGACAAGAUGGGCUCCCUUUUUAGAGGGGAGGAGAUGUGUUUGGCUCAGCUGUACCUGCAGUCGGGCAGUGAAUAUCAGUGUGUCAGUGAGCUGGGAGAACUUGGACUGGUGGAAUUCAGAGAUCUGAACCAAAAUGUUAACGCCUUUCAGCGUCGCUAUGUGUCAGAGAUUCGGCGUUGUGACGAAAUGGAAACAACCUUUGGGUACCUAGAACAAGAACUGCGCAAAGCUGGAAUAAAGCCGAAGGAUCCUUCGGGGUCUCCGCUGGCUCCAUCACCCAAAGAUGCUCUGAAUAUUCAAGAAGAAUCGGAGCAGUUGGCAAAAGAGCUGAGGGACGUGUCUGGGAACCGGUACACUCUACGAGAACGCCUACGAGAGCUGCAAGAGUACGCCAAUAUACUGAGAGAGAGUCAGAGAUUCACAGGGCCAUUGCCAGAGUCUGAACCCUUUAGGGAGAGAGCUGACACUGAUCCAUUGAUUGACCCUACAGUAAGCUCCAGGCUGGACCUCAGAGUCAGUUUCAUGGCUGGUGUCAUUCACCCUUGGCGCAUGAACUCGUUUGAACGCCUGCUGUGGCGCGCUUGCCGAGGAUACCUUAUUGUCAAUUUUGUGGAGAUGUCUGAGCCAAUGGAGGACCUGGUAACGGGUGAGAGCGUUACACAGAUUAUAUUCCUGAUCUCAUACUGGGGUGAGAGAAUUGGAGAGAAGAUCAAAAAGAUUGCAAAUUGUUUCCACUGUCAUAUUUAUCCGUACGCUGAUGAUGAGAGUGCCAGACUAGAAAAGCUGAGAGAUCUCCUCAUGCAGAUUCAAGACAUGCAAAAGGUGAUGCAACAAACGGAAGGUUUCCUAAAUCAGGUCCUAAGUCAGGUUGCAGAAAAGUUACAGUUCUGGAGAGUUAGCAUAAGGAAGAUGAAACACAUCUACCAGAUCUUGAACAUGUGCAGCGUGCGAGAGCGAUGUCUUAUCGGAGAGGUCUGGUGUCCUGUGGGCGAUCUUCCUCCUCUGCAGGCGGCGCUGGCCCGAGCUUCGGAGAACGGUGGAGGGGGCGGAGAAUCCUUCUGUCACCGCAUCCAUUGUCCUGUCGGCCCACCCACUUUAAUCCGCACCAACAAGUUCACCUCGGGAUUUCAAGGGAUUGUGGAUGCUUAUGGUAUAGCAAGUUACCAAGAAGUAAACCCAGCUCUUUAUACGAUCAUAACGUUCCCAUUUCUCUUUGCCGUUAUGUUUGGUGAUGUUGGCCAUGGGCUCCUCAUGUUACUGUUUGCUCUUUGGCUAGUUCUUGGAGAGGACGACCCAAAGCUGAAAAAUUCUGACAAUGAGAUCUUCUCUAUGUGCUUUGGAGGCCGGUAUCUGGUUCUGCUCAUGGGACUGUUAUCCAUUUACACAGGUUUUGUGUACAACGAAUGUUUCAGCCGGGCAACCACCAUUUUUGAUUCAGGGUGGAGCGUUGCAGCAAUGGCAAGAGCGAAGAACUGGACGAGUGAAAGCUUGACCAACAAUUUCGUUCCUCCACCACUGGACCCCAAUAUAACCGAUGUCUUCACCAAUGUCUAUCCAUUCGGCAUUGAUCCGAUAUGGAGCUUGUCCUCCAAUCGCCUCACAUUCCUGAACUCCUUCAAAAUGAAAAUGUCUGUUAUUAUAGGAGUCAUUCAUAUGUCCUUUGGAGUGUUUCUGGGCAUCUUUAACUUUGUUCACUUCAAGCAGAAGUACCGCAUCCUCCUGGUGUCUAUCCCAGAGCUGCUCUUCCUGCUGUGCCUCUUCGGAUAUCUGGUGUUCAUGAUUUUCUACAAGUGGUUUGCAUUUGAUGCAAGUCAAGCUCAGUCUGCUCCAAGCCUGCUCAUUCAUUUCAUUGACAUGUUCCUUUUCACCAAGAAUAAGGGCAACAUAAACCUCUUUACAGGACAGGACAUUGUACAAAUGACUCUAGUGAUUGUUGCUGUGGCGUGUGUACCAAUUCUGCUCUUUGGGGAUCCCAUUUACCAGUACUUCCAGCACCGCAGGAAAAAAAGAGAAAGGCAAACCAUUGGACGGGGCGUAAUAAAUAGUGGUGAAAGGAGUGGUUUACUGGCGGAUGAAGAAAACCACUCCGUUGAGCCCUCAGAACAUGGGGAAAAGGGCAAACAUGACGAUGAAGAGUUUGAUGUCUCUGAGGUAUUCCUCCACCAAAUGAUUCAUACCAUAGAAUACUGUCUGGGCUGCAUCUCUAAUACAGCAUCAUAUCUCCGACUUUGGGCGCUGAGUCUGGCUCAUGCACAACUGUCUGAAGUCUUGUGGCAGAUGGUCAUGCACAACGGUUUAAUCCACAGCACUCGUGAAUGGAGUAUUGCUAUUGUGCCCGUUUUCGCAUUUUUCGCUGUGCUGACGGUGGCUAUUCUUCUCGUCAUGGAGGGUCUCUCUGCCUUUUUACAUGCCCUCCGUCUGCACUGGGUGGAGUUUCAGAACAAAUUUUAUACUGGCAGCGGAUACAAGUUUACUCCGUUUUCCUUUGAGACGUUCUAUUGAUUUUGGACCAUAAGCGUUUUUUUUUUGUACUAGAGAUUCUAAGAGGUCCAAUGGAAUUAUGUUGAUGGACAAAAGAGUGUGUACUUUGCAUUACAGAAUAAAUUCAUUUUAAGCAUUGGAAAAA